Molecule: messenger RNA, 1998 nt
Organism: Corylus avellana
Lineage: Eukaryota; Viridiplantae; Streptophyta; Magnoliopsida; Fagales; Betulaceae
Source: RefSeq, a predicted model, not a curated record
AUGUCGAAAAAAUCCCCUCCAGAUUCUUCAUUUCAGCCUUUGGAUCUUCUUUCAUACUCGAAAUCUGGGCCAUCGACGCCCUUCCAUAUAUUCAUCGAUUUCAUCAUGCCGCAGUUUGUAGAGCAAUUAUCCAAGAGAAAGCAACAGCUUAGUUCUGGCAAAAAGGACGAAAUCGAGAAGAAACUGAUUGAAAUGGAAAAUGCCUGUGUGAUACUAAGGGAAUUGGAAGACGACGUCAACAAAGAGUUCAAAGAUUUGAUUCUCCAAAAUUUGGACUUUACCUUCAAAGAAAGAACAGAAGCAGCAGAAAAUUUCAGCAAAAACGAAUGCUUUGUAGAUACGGUUAACACAGCCUGGAAAGUUGUCUCAAUGUUAAACAGCCGAUUCUCUUCAAUCAAAGAAGUCUCUCCAGAUAAGUUGGGGUCUAGAAGCGUCAAACCUUCCCGAUUUGCGAAGAAGUUAGAGCUAAACAUCGAAAACAUGAUGUCUGAGAGCUCAACUUUCCAGGAGAUUCUGCAGGUCUACAAUGGUCUAAAAGAUCAUGAAUGGAAGCAGAAUUGUUUGCUCUGUUUUUCAGUGUUCUCUCAGAACUCGAUCAUCAAGAAGAAAGCAUUGGUCCACUGGUGGGUCGGCGAGGGGUUCUUAUCCUGCCAGACUGACGAGGAGAAGGGCAACGAUUUGUUCCAAGAAUUUAUCGACACAGGCAUCAUCGAGCGCGUUUCCAAAAAGCGCAGACGAAGCUUGGAGCUUUGCAGGAUGCACCCGUUAAUUCGGUACGCUGUAAUUCGGCUUGCCGAAACAAAAAACUUCAUUGGGUUUCACCCAAAUGGAAAUCCAACUGCAGAUUUCUCUGACAAGAAGAUUAAGAGGGGGUGCCUGGUAAUAACCGAAGAAGGAUAUUCGUCACUUCGGGAGUUGACUUAUGGCUUCCGUCUGAAGGAGGAGAAUGUUGAAACUCUGUUCAACGUAAACGAGCCUUACGUUGAUUUAAGAGAGGACAGUUUCUCAAAGAUGAGGAACAUGAAAGUUCUUCGAUUGGGUAGAUAUUAUGCGGACUUGACUAAGAAGGUUGUCGAAGUAGAUGAUACCGAGUUCUUGAUCAAAGGUUUGAAGAAAAUGAAAAAUCUUAGAUACCUGAGCCUCAGGGGAAUCACUAGAGUUACGGUGCUUCCAGAUUCAAUUUGCAAACUCACCAAUCUAGUCAUCGUGGACCUCCAUGGCUGUCAUUAUUUAGAGAGACUUCCAGAGGAGAUAGGCUCAUUGACAAACCUGACAUGGCUUGACAUGUCUGGGUGUUACUUGAUUAGCCACAUGCCUGUUGGACUUUCUAAGCUCUCAAAACUCCAAGUCCUUCAUGGAUUUUGGAUUGGGAGACAAGCCAAAGAAAGGACGAUUACUCCGGAUUUCUGCACGCUCGCUACUUUGGCGCGGAAGCUGAAAUAUUUGAAGAAGUUGAGCAUAAAUGUAGACGCAAGGUGUACGGACAAAAAACUCCUAGCGGAAGAGCUGAAUUCUUUAUCCGAAUUUGAAAAGCUCGUGUCGUUAUUAGUAGCAUGGUCAGAUAUUCACAAAAACGACGGCGAGGCUGGCGGUUCCGAAGGGACAGCUCCUAAGUGGUCGACGUCCAGUGGACGCAAAACUACCAAGCAUCCGGAAUCUACCAAGCAUGCAGCUUCUUUAGCGAAACUGGAGCUUCAGUUUCUCCCUGAUCCUGAGAUGCCUCAUUGGGUGAAGCUCUUCAACCUGGAGAAGCUGCAGAAGCUCUAUGUAAGGGGAGGAAAGCUGUCUCAGCUGCAUCCAGUGGGGUGCGAGAAAUGGAAGGUCAGCAUUCUCCGCUUGCUGUCGUUGAGUGAAUUGCAGAUGGAUUGGCGGAAACUGCGAGCACUGUUUCCAGACUUGAAAUACGUGCAGAAGGCAAAAUGUCCUAAACUCAUUUUGUUCCCGUGUGACGAGAAUGGGGAGUGGGCAAGCGGGGAAGAAGAAACAGAGCAUGCAUAA